AUGAUAUCCUCAUCAAGCAGCUUCUCCGGUUCCUACUCUUUCACCAAGUCCAACAUUGAUCAAGAAGGAUGGGUUAAAACCAUGCGUAAAUCCAUCGUCGAACCAGAUGAUGAAGAAAUAUCUAAAAUUCCCGUUUGUAUCUACAUUGUCCCUAAAGUACUCCUUGCCACUGAUCCUGAAUCCUAUAUCCCACAGCAAGUCGCGUUAGGUCCUUUCCACCAUUGGCGCGAGGAGGUAUACGACAUGCAAAGGUACAAGCUUGAAGCAGCACGACGUACCCAGAAGUUCAUGAAUACUAGCUUCGAAUGCAUGGUGGAGUCGAUGAUGAAACAAGAUGAGCCUAGAAUCCGUGCUAGCUACUAUAAAUUUCUUGAUAUGCCUGGAGAGGUACUGGUUUGGAUUAUGGCUGUUGACAUGGCGUUUUUACUGGAGUUCCUUCGCGUGUAUUCCAUAAAAGAACAACGUCGAACACUUGAGAAGGUUACCUCCUCGAUGUCUCAUUUGGUGGAUGCCUCCGGGAAGAAACUGUGCCAUAUGGCGAUUCUUCGUGAUUUGGUUAUGGUGGAGAACCAGAUCCCAUUGUUUCUGAUGAAGACGAUGUUGGAGCACAAUCUUCGAGAUAAUGAAAAGAAAUCCGCAGCAGAGACUUUGAAGUUGAUGCUGAUGGGGUUGUACCACGAGCUUUCUCCAUUUAAAGAACAAGAGUUGCCUGAUAUUGACAUCGACGACUGUGAUCACCUUCUCGACUUUCUUUACCACAUGACUGUGCCAAUCAACAAAGAACUCCAUAUCGAAGCCAUAGAGGUAGAGUAUGAAGGUAUCACCGAGGAAGCCGGUGAUGGUGAUCAAGAUAAAGAAUCUUUUGCAAAACCUAGUGAUCUUCGACGGUUCAUGGAUUUUAUCUGGAAAAUCCUUUCCAAAUCAAACGCCGCUCUCUUAAAGAUUUUCAAGAAAAUAAUUUUCGGCAAACCAGUUACAGUUGUAAUGAAACUGCCUUGGAAGAUCUUGUCUAACCUUCCUAUACUCAAACUCUUCAAAGAACCCGUAGAAAACAUGCUUAGAAACUUUCAUGGUGGAGGAGAGGAGAAAUCAAAAGACGAUAGUAACGAUUCCAAGGUGCCACUAAUAGAGGAAAUAAAGAUCCCCUUCGAUAACGCAACAUCCACACUAUUCCUCCCAGUAGUCAAUCUGGACGUAAACACAGAAGUUUAUUUGAGAAACUUGGUAGCAUACGAAGCCUGUGUUGCAGCGGGGCCAUUGGUGGUGGCCCGUUACACCGAGUUAAUGAACGGAAUAAUCGAUACUGAAGAAGGCGCAAAGCUUUUGAGUAAAAAAGGGAUAGUUUUGAACCAUUUAAAGAGUGAAAAGGAGGUUGCAGAUUUAUGGAACGGCAUGAGUAAAUCUGUGAAAUUAACCAAAGUUCCCAAAAUGGAUAAAGUUAUUGAAGAUGUGAAUAAAAGGUAUGCUAAAACAUGGAGGGUUAAAUUGUCGAAGUUCAUGAAGAAGUAUGUAUUUGCAUCUUGGAGGAUUCUCACUUUGUUGGCUGCUUUGUUUCUCUUGUUCUUGUCGACUGUACAAGCUCUGUGCUCUGUGUACAGCUGUGCUCGUGUGGUCAGUCAGCUACCAGAAAUACCUGAAGGGACUGUCGAGUGA
Messenger RNA from Lactuca virosa, 1653 nucleotides. NCBI's taxonomy places the organism in Eukaryota, Viridiplantae, Streptophyta, Magnoliopsida, Asterales, Asteraceae. The record is from the annotation of a GenBank genome assembly.